Messenger RNA from Xyrichtys novacula (pearly razorfish), 207 nucleotides. NCBI's taxonomy places the organism in Eukaryota, Metazoa, Chordata, Actinopteri, Labriformes, Labridae. The record is from the annotation of a GenBank genome assembly.
AUGAUUAUCAAGACCCCAGAGGAGGUCUACCUGUACUCUCUGCCCAUCAUGGAGUCUAAGAUUCUUCUCGAAGUGCUCAAGAUCAUGCCUGUCCAGGAGCAGACUCGGGCUGGUCAGCAUCCCAGGUUCGAGGCCUUUGUUGCCAUUGGUGACGGCAACCUCGAGGCCUUUGUUGCCAUUGGAAACGACAACCUCCAUGUGGGUUAG